GUCUUCCCUCUUAGCUUCUCUUCCCAUUGAGUCACCGCGCGCUGUGAGCCCAGUUCGGGCGAUUUUUACCUACCGAAGCCUGGGGAGAGCGGAGAGACUGAGGCGGGCGUUCCAAUUAGAACGCUGGGGCAAAGUAGAGACUUCUCUCGGGGCUGCGGAGUUCCAAAGGAAGAUAAAAUCGCCUGUAGGUCGGGGGACCAGCCACAGGCAGGGGGAGGGGGGCGCUUUCCCACAGACGGAUCAGCUUUUUGCAGCCCUUGUUGAACAAGGGCGAAGAAUAGAGAUAACUGGGACCGAAAAAAUGAAUCGGAGUUUUAAUAAAUCUCAGAGUCUGCGGUUUUUCGAUUGCAACGCAGUGGAAGUCAAGAGUAAGUUUGGGGCCGAGUUUCGAAGAUUUUCUUUGGACCGUUACAAACCUGGGAAGUUUGAAGACUUCUACAAGCUCAUCCUUCACAUCCAUCACAUCUCGAACAUGGACGUGAUGAUCGGGUAUGCCGAUGUGCACGGUGACCUGCUGCCUAUCAAUAAUGACGACAACUUCUUCAAGGCUGUCUCGAGUGCAAAUCCACUGCUCAGAGUCUUCAUUCAGAGACAAGAAGAGGUAGACUACUGUAACUUUGGGACCAGCACAUUAACUAGGAAGAAGAAGGUCCUGGUUACCCUUCGUAAUGAUAACCUCCGCCGGCGUCCUCAUCUCAAUAUCAGCAUGCCCCAUGACUUCCGACCAGUAUCUUCCAUCAUUGAUGUGGACAUCCUUCCUGAAACCCACAGGAGGGUCCGGCUGUAUCGGCAUGGGUGUGAGAAACCACUUGGUUUUUAUAUUCGUGAUGGUACGAGUGUGCGGGUGACACCCCAUGGCCUUGAGAAAGUCCCGGGCAUCUUCAUUUCCCGCAUGGUCCCUGGCGGCCUUGCUGAAAGCACAGGGCUGCUGGCUGUGAAUGAUGAAGUCUUAGAAGUGAAUGGGAUUGAAGUGGCCGGCAAAACCCUUGACCAGGUCACAGACAUGAUGAUUGCUAACAGCCAUAAUCUUAUUAUCACCGUUAAGCCAGCCAACCAAAGGAACAAUAUUAUCCGUAGCAGCCGGAUGUCUGGUAGCUCAGGUCAGUCAACAGACAGUACAGCCAGUCACCAUAGCUUGCCUUCCUCCCAUGUGCUACAGAACUUCCACCCUGAUGAAAUGGAGAGUGAUGAAGAAACCGACAUUGUCAUUGAAGGAGCUCUGGAGCCCCAGCAUAUUUCUAAAACACCAAGUUUGCCUUCUGGCAGCCUCUCACGGGUCAAUGGCACCAAUUUCAGCCACAGACUACAGCGGGAUCUUACACUGAACAACUCCAGUAGAGAAAGCAAUGGCAGCCUCCACAAACUACUAAGUUCCCUAAAAUCAGAUCCACGUCAUAGUCUGGUCAUUCCUAGGGGAGGUAUUGAGGAGGAUGGAACAGUGAUCACCCUUUAGUGGUUCCAUUGUGUGUGUGAUCUGAAAAUGAAUCAGAACAGAAAUGACUAGAACCACACACACCCAGGACUAAAGGACCUAUAUUUUUACAAACCUCACAGGUGGAAGGAAAACUGCGGGAGAGUAUGAUCUCAUUGAUUAUAUGCAUAAUGGUCACAUUGCAAAAACACUGAGGGAGAAAUAACACAGAAAGUAGCUAUCCCCAAUUAAAAAUAAGUAGAAACUCAAUUGUAUAUUUCUUUUCCUGUUUGUCUUCAAUUUCCUUUUCCUGUUUGCACGGUUCUUUCAAAGGUAUAGAUUGGCAAAUAGAAAUGUUCUGUAAUUAUAAUGACUUUGCAAAUGCAUAUAAAUUAUAUUUAUAUUAAUGCUUACAUGCAAAAACUGGCCCAUUUGCAAAUCAAUUAUAUCACAUCCAAAUGCAAUAAAAGCCUUAUUCAAAGCUUUUAAAAUAUGAAACCAAGUUGUUGUAUGUAAAAAAACCAAAUGAGUUUGAAAACACAUACAAGUUCUCAAAUAAGGAUAUAAUUUACCAACAUUAAUUGGCCACUGCACAUGGGCAAAUCUCCUCUCCUUAUUUGCCGAUGGGUUUUACAAAUGUAUUGGUUCGUGCAUCUAGGCAUUAACAUUAUACACAAGGCUUAGUUAUAAGGAAUGAGGCUGAAUGUUACAAACAUAUCUGAGUCUUAAAAGGUACAGCUAUAUAUUAAAAAAAAAAAAAGAAAUAUGCUGUCUAUGCUGUUUGUAUAAAUCAGUCUAAUUACAUCACAGUAUUGUCAAAGUAGGCACCGGGGGUGGGUGGUAGCUAUCGUCCAUUACUUUAAAAAUUCUGGAGUCCCCUCUUUUGAAUGAGGGAAUUGAUUUUUAGGAAAAUCCAAAAGUCACUAGGCACAUUAACAAGGAAGAAGUGGUUUAAAAAAAGGAAGAGGAAAGAACCUAUAUAUAAUUUUUUCCAACGUCUGAAGGCAAUUCCAAAAAAUGUCUAUAGCAGUGUCAGUGCUUUGGGUAAGCGUGUGACCCCCCCAAGGUGACUAUU
Molecule: messenger RNA, 2486 nt
Organism: Trichosurus vulpecula (common brushtail)
Lineage: Eukaryota; Metazoa; Chordata; Mammalia; Diprotodontia; Phalangeridae
Gene: PARD6G
Product: par-6 family cell polarity regulator gamma
Exons: 3
Coding region: 302-1453 (383 amino acids)
Biological process (GO): centrosome cycle; regulation of cellular localization; establishment or maintenance of cell polarity
Cellular component (GO): cell cortex; nucleus; apical plasma membrane
Molecular function (GO): protein kinase C binding
Source: RefSeq, a predicted model, not a curated record